Gryllus bimaculatus (two-spotted cricket) is the source of this 297-nucleotide messenger RNA. The record is from the annotation of a GenBank genome assembly. NCBI's taxonomy places the organism in Eukaryota, Metazoa, Arthropoda, Insecta, Orthoptera, Gryllidae.
AUGACCGCGCAGGAAGCCCCUCCCCCCCCCCCUCCUCGCCCCCUCGGCGGUCGCGGCGUGCGUCGCGGCGGCUUCCGCCUGAGCGCAGUCGCGCGCGCGCAGCCGACGGCGACGGCGACGCCAGGGACGACCAGCGACGCCACGUCGCCUGCGGCGCGAGGGGCGACGCGACGCGAUGCAGUGGCGCUGCCUGUGAUCCAUCAUGGAUUGGGUGAAAAUGGGAUAAAGGAAAAUGAUAAAUGCCUGGACAUAGCUUGGCAUGCUUCAACUGGUUGUUCUAUUUCAACGCCGCCGUAG